This is a messenger RNA of Gryllus bimaculatus (two-spotted cricket), 1866 nucleotides long. Lineage: Eukaryota; Metazoa; Arthropoda; Insecta; Orthoptera; Gryllidae. The record is from the annotation of a GenBank genome assembly.
AUGCAGCCGCCCCGAGCGCCGCGCCCGCUGAGGCUCUGGCUCGGGCUGUGGCUGGGGCUGGGGCUGGCGCCGCCACCUGCCGCCCUCGCGCGCACCAGCUGGUGGCACACGGCCGUCGUCUACCACGUCUACCCGCUCUCCUUCCUCGACAGCAACGGCGACGGCGUGGGAGACCUCAACGGGGUGAUCCAGAAGCUGCCGUACGUGGCCGACCUGGGCGUGGACGCGCUGCGCUUAGCGCCCGUCUUCCGGCGCGGCAUGCACGGCUGCCCGGAAGCUGGCGUGGUGGACUUCCGGGCGGUGGCCCCCGUGCUGGGCACGGCCGACGACAUGGAGCGCCUCCUGCGGCGCGCCCGCGAGUUUGGUCUCCGAGUGAUUCUCGAUAUUGAACCCAACCAUUCAAGCAGAGAUCACGAGUGGUUCCAGAAAUCUGUGAAACGUGUGGCGCCUUUCACUGAUUUGUAUGUCUGGAGGAACGGCAAGGCCAAUUCAAGUAACAACAACGGCAUUCCAGAUCCUCCAAACAACUGGCUCAGUGUCCAUGGAGGAUCUGCUUGGGAGUGGAAUUCGGAGAGACAACAAUUCUAUCUACAUCAAUUCGGUGUUGAUCAUCCAGAUUUUAAUUAUCGACAUUAUAAAGUGAUAGAAGAAAUGAAGGAUAUUCUCACUUUUUGGCUCGAAAAAGGAGUUGCGGGUUUUGCGAUGAAGGACGUUUCGUUUUUGCUGGAAGAUAACCAAUUUCAUGAUGAACGAGAGUUAUAUGAUCGAAAUAAUUCAUCCACUGACUAUUCAUCUUUAACUCACGUAUAUACCCACGAUGUCAAUGACACAUAUUCGUUAGUAGAAACAUGGAAACAGUUGUUGGAAACGUUUGCUCACAAAACCGACCGAGUAUCCAGGCUGCUGAUGAUCGAAGCUGAUCCUGAUCACAUAAUGAACUACUACGGCCCUUCGAUAAGUCAAACGGGAGGAGCAAACUUUCCCAUUAACUCCUUCUUCGUCGCACAAUUAACGAAUGAAUCAAACGCCAUGGACUAUAGCGAAGCUGUUCAUCAUUGGCACGUGUAUAUGCAUGAUGGACGAUGGCCUAAUUGGAUGCUGGGGAGCCCUGACAUAUCACGAGUGGCCUCAAGAAUCAGCCCUUACCUCGUAGAUGGUCUCAACAUGUUGCUCAUGCUUCUGCCAGGAACUGCACUGUCUUACAGUGGCGAAGAAAUUGGAAUGACAGAUACGGAGAUGUUAAACUUCAACAAAAGUCGCUGUUUUAAACAUUGUCAUCUACAACCACGCAAUUGGCAUCAAAUUAUUUCGAAAUACUCGUCAAGAACUCCAUUCCAGUGGGACUCCAGUACCAGUGCUGGCUUCUCGACCAACAUGUCAACUUGGUUACCAGUGAACAGAAAUUACCGUGCUGUUAACUUACACCUCCAACGCGCAGCGUCCAACAGCCACUAUCGCGUGUUCAGAAGAUUAGUGGCAAUGCGCCAGGAAGCAACAAUUCGGAAGGGCCAACUUGCUAUGCACGCUCUCUCUGAUUUUGUGUUGUCAUUUUCCAGUGAUCGUGUGCACAGUAAAAAGAUUGAGCUUCAACCAUAUUCUUCUGUUGUUGUAACCACAGGAAAAGCAUAUGAAUAUCAGUAUCCAAAUGGUGUAUCUUCAGUUCAUUUUGAAUUCACGAUUCACUUAUUGAAUUCUCUAUUUACUCUUAGUUUAUUACUCAAACCUCAUUUUUUUCUUACAGUAGAAAUACCAUUUUUUCCUUCAUUCAACAGUGAGUGCAUUGUUGCAUCGUCAAAGACUAUGAUCACUGGAAUGCAAGGACUCGUGGAAGUGUCAUUGCAAACAUUUAAAAUUCACUGUGCUUUG